AUGACAACAAUAAAUAGGGAAUUCUGUUAUCAAUCUAAAAUACACGAACCACCAUUCAGUCCCAACAGAAACAGUGACGAUGAUGACGCCAGUAGCAACAUUUUAUUGAUUAAAAACAAAAAACAAUUAAACUCCAAUGGAAACAUAUCCUUUUUUGGAAUAAUUAAGGCAGGUAAAAAAUGUGUAAAAGUUAAUAAAACUCCCAAGACGAGGAAGGGAUUUGAAGGAAUGGUCGCCGACGUUCCUGAUCAGGUUGACUCAGUUAAUUUGCCAACAUUCGAUCGAAUUGAAUGGUGUGAUGAAAUUAUCAGUCUUGAAGAGCUGGUAUCGCGUUCUACUCCUUUUCCUGUUAUUAUCAAAGUUAUGAAUGUUAAGCCAUGGAAAAACAUCCAAAGUGGACAGUGUUUGAUGCUCCAUCAAUCAGGCAUUGAGCAGCGAGUGCUACUGCAAGAUCUCAAAACAAAGGAUCUGUUUAGCAUCUCACGUGAAUCAAAAUUACAAAUUAGAAGAAAAGUUGAUGGCACAGAAAUUAAUUUGGAAGACGUUUUUUCUACACGCAAACCUUCUGAUGAAGUAAUAGUCAUGAUAAAUAACGUCAACGCCGUUGAAAAAGAUGACAUUCUGGCUGGCCGUGAAAUUAUUCUGAAACAAUUAGUUUCUUCAACCUAUGUUGUUUGUAGCUCAAUCAGUGCUGGAUGGAUUGACCAAUCGCAACUUAAAAUUUUGCCAUGCACGUCUGACAUAACAGUGAAGUUGGCCUCAAGAUUACGAGCAGGAGGCGUUGAUGAGUGGGACGACUACAUAUCAUCACUGAGUAGAUCCGUGAGACACAGGUUGAUUGACGGCAUCAGAGGUUACGAAGAAAUUUUAGUUGAACAUAUCGAACAUUCGACAACAAAUAGAAGCUAUACUUACGAAAAUGUGCAAAUAAUAAACGAUCAAUCGACAAUACAUGAGAAGGUUGCUGUAAAGGAUUCCAACAAACUUAGAAUGUACGAGAAUGUUUAUAUCAGCAAUACUGACACUUCCCAAAUCGUUCACACGAGUAAUAUAGACCAAGUGAAUGGCCUGAAUGGUAACAAUGAUAAAGACAAAUUCGAUCAUAGUCAUGACAGCAAAAAUCAGGGUAAUAGUGAUCGGCUUUGUUAUACAUCCGUCAUUUAUUCUAAUUCAAGCAGACCUGACGCAACACUGAAACCAUCAAAAGUGAAACCUACAACUCCGACACAAUCACAGUCGUCAACGGUGACAUCACCGAUUCCAGCGUCAAAAACGAAAGAGAAACCACAAAUAUUACCUAAAAAAACAAAACCAGUCCUUAAAAUACCUUCAAAAAGUUCGUCAAAGUUGGUACAAGCCUCUAGCAACAAUCGCCUUCAUCCAGAGUACCAAGCAGGUUUGACCAAAGUAGAUACACCUUCACACAAACCAAGAGGUGAACCAUCACGUCCAGAAACCAAACAAAUCAUUAAGUCAAAGCCAACGUCUUCAAAACAACCAUCACCAUUCAAAGACUUAAAAAACCACUAA
Molecule: messenger RNA, 1530 nt
Organism: Helobdella robusta
Lineage: Eukaryota; Metazoa; Annelida; Clitellata; Rhynchobdellida; Glossiphoniidae
Exons: 5
Coding region: 1-1530 (509 amino acids)
Source: RefSeq, a predicted model, not a curated record